Messenger RNA from Juglans microcarpa x Juglans regia, 767 nucleotides. RefSeq lists its product as uncharacterized. The transcript has a single exon. The record is from RefSeq and is a predicted model, not a curated record. The coding region runs from base 285 to 485 and encodes 66 amino acids. Lineage: Eukaryota; Viridiplantae; Streptophyta; Magnoliopsida; Fagales; Juglandaceae.
GUGGUUGUGGAGAUCAGUUGGCAUUACAUAACGUCCAAGCAUUUUUUGGUUUCUUAUUUAGAUUUGAACAAAUCUGCACUCUUCAAUUGAAUUCGUAGCCCAACACGUUUUACCCACCGGGGCCAGCCUCCUUCCUCCAAACACCCUUUACUCUCUCUCUUUUCUCUUUGUCCUCGUAUAAAAUUAUAAGCAUACAUCUCUGCCUUCCUUAAAGACCCAGAUCCCCCCAACACUACUGAAAGGAUCAUCAACACUCGAACAAUCAAACAAAGAAAGAAAGAAAGAUGUGCUGUGGGAGUAAGAUAUGCAUGCUAUGCACGUGCCUAAUACUCUUGGUGAUACUCAUCGGAUUGCUGUUCGGCUUCGGGGUGUUCAAGCACGGUUUUCACAAAUUGAAGGAUACCGUACAUCUUUGCGAUCCCAAUCUCACUCGUAAUCUCUGCGGAAGGCCAUUCUUCGGUUUUCCAGCACCUGCUCCUCAUUGAUUUGAUUCGAUUCUCUUUUCUUUUCUUUUCUCUUCUCUUUUCUUUGUUUCAUGCAUUUACCUUUUAUUCAAAACCCCAUCUGGCUAUUUGGAAUUGUUUCUUUGGGAUUUAUGCUGAUUUUAUUUUUUUAUUAUUAUUAUCUGCAUCUCCUCUUUUUUUAUUUUUUAAGCUUUAAUUCCGUUGUGGGAACCACCCACAUUUCUGUUGUAUGAUAUACAGGAUUUCUUCAGCCUUGAUCCGCGUAUUGGAUUGGUUGUGUUUUUCUUUUUGAAACUUGUAAAA